GUCAUCACGGCCUUAACAACGAACUCGGCGAUGAUGAUGAGGCCGGGCAACAAUGGCGGUGGAGCUCAGCGCAUACAGAUUUCCCACGGAAUCUCUCCUCCAACCGCUGACAGCAUGAAUCCAAUGCAAAGUGGUGGCUUGCGUCUUUCACAGGGACGACUUUGUGAUGGGAAAAAGGGCGGUCUUGGACAGGUCUUUGAUGCACAGUGA
Molecule: messenger RNA, 210 nt
Organism: Protopolystoma xenopodis
Lineage: Eukaryota; Metazoa; Platyhelminthes; Monogenea; Polystomatidea; Polystomatidae
Source: the annotation of a GenBank genome assembly